AAUGUCUGCGGCAUACGUAACAUUCAAGAAGUAUGUUGCAAUGACAAGUUACCGCUCUGCCGCUUCUAGAAAAUCCAGCGAAAAAUUGAAAGCUAUGGAUAUGGGUGGAGGGGAGUUUAGAGGUGUAAGAAAUGAUGAACAAGCUAAUAGAGGUUCAUCUAGGCCUAGUUACGUUGGUGGUGGGCGGACCUCUAGUGAUUCACUUUUGAGAAAGGACGACAGGGAGGGAGGGAGGAAGAAAGAGAGAGAGAGUGAGGAGGAGGACAAGAAAGAGAGACAGAGUGACUGA
Messenger RNA from Dimorphilus gyrociliatus, 289 nucleotides. The record is from the annotation of a GenBank genome assembly. Lineage: Eukaryota; Metazoa; Annelida; Polychaeta; Dinophilidae.